AUGGGCCAGGUUCACGUCAUGGAAGCUCCUUCAUCAUAUAAAGAAUCUACCCCCACCAGCAUCCUGUCACCACUACGAACAUCACUACCAUCCAAGAAACAUAAAAAGAAACCAUCGUUAUUCAAACGUAUCACAGCCGAGUGGAGCACCUUCGUCACAAAGAUCAAGGCGUUAUCGGAGGCGACAUUUUCAGAAGACGAGGUAGUGGACGAGCUUUUUGAGGACGACGGAGACGCAUUCGAUAGGUUUCUGAGAAGCAACUUCAGAACGACCAACAAGGCUGACGAACAGUUCCUCAACGACUUUAAGGUCUACAAGUCUCUUGACAAAUUAUACGAGGCAAAGAGCUCUAAAACAAGCAAAAACUUCAACACAGAUACGCCGCAAACCAUGGACGUGGUGAGCGUAGAUGACCUUGCAUCCAAGAACCUCAAGUACCAGGACUUGGACAUGGUAAAACUCAGAGAUGAGUUGGAGACUCGAGUGAAGACAGCGCAAAUCAUGUCCGAUACUCUGACAGACUCGUCCGGGCGUGGUCUGGCUCCGGAAGUGCCUAAACAGAAUAUUGGCGAGACAUUAUGGGAGUAUCGCCGGGCACAAUGGCUUGCGACUGACGAUGGUGUGGAUGCUGGCACGAAGUUGGAGGAGCGGGCAGCUCGGCUGUCCAUCAAGCAUAUACCGAAGGAGUUGUAUCCUCGCAUCUACAGUAAUUUUGUGGAGAAGUCGAAGCCGUUGAAGGCCGACAAACGCAUCAAUUUGGAGGAUUUGAUUAAUAUCAUCAACGCGGGCUGGAUUAGUGAUGAGAAAUGGGAACGGGCUGCCAAGGGGUUGGCCUGA
Messenger RNA from Sungouiella intermedia, 837 nucleotides. Lineage: Eukaryota; Fungi; Ascomycota; Pichiomycetes; Serinales; Metschnikowiaceae. The record is from the annotation of a GenBank genome assembly.